AUGGCUGACCACUCUACCGUCUACCGUACAUCGCCCGUCUACCCGUACACCGCCCUGCCGUCUGCCGUAUACCGCCCCAUCUACACACCGCCCUACUCUCUACCCGUAUACCGCCCUACCGUCUACCCGUAUGCCCGCACACCCCCUACCGUCUACCCGCACCGCCCUACCGUCUACCCACCCAACCCUACCGUCUACCCACACACCGCCCUACCGUCUACCCGCACACCGCCCUACCGUCACCCGCACACCGCCCUACCGUCUACCCGCCACACCGCCUACCGUCUACCCACACCGCCCUACCGUCUACCGCACACCGCCCUACCGUCUACCCACACACCGCCCUACCGUCUACCCGCACACCGCCCUACCGUCUACCCGCACACCGCCCUACCGUCUACCGCACUGCCCUACCGUCUACCCGCCGCACGCCGCCUCACCGUCUACCCGCUCACCGUCUACCCGCACGCCGCCUCACCGUCUACCGCACGCCGCCUCACCGUCUACCCGCACCGCCUACCCGUCCAAUCUCUAAUGACAGAGAAAAUGAUUCCAGAAACUUCUGCUGAUACCAACACAAAAUACAUACAGUACAUGAGUUAA
Homarus americanus (American lobster) is the source of this 603-nucleotide messenger RNA. Its product is annotated as adhesive plaque matrix protein-like. The transcript has a single exon. Lineage: Eukaryota; Metazoa; Arthropoda; Malacostraca; Decapoda; Nephropidae. The record is from RefSeq and is a predicted model, not a curated record. The coding region runs from base 1 to 603 and encodes 200 amino acids.